Messenger RNA from Hippopotamus amphibius kiboko, 2888 nucleotides. RefSeq names its product phosphofructokinase, platelet (gene PFKP). Gene Ontology annotation, biological process: fructose 6-phosphate metabolic process; fructose 1,6-bisphosphate metabolic process; canonical glycolysis. Gene Ontology annotation, molecular function: identical protein binding; monosaccharide binding; AMP binding. The transcript has 23 exons. Gene Ontology annotation, cellular component: 6-phosphofructokinase complex; cytoplasm; membrane. The record is from RefSeq and is a predicted model, not a curated record. Bases 206 to 2734 code for a protein of 842 amino acids. NCBI's taxonomy places the organism in Eukaryota, Metazoa, Chordata, Mammalia, Artiodactyla, Hippopotamidae.
CCCAAACUCCCCCACCGGCGGUGCUCCCCGAAAGUCGGCGCCUGGGGCCCCGCCUGUCCCACCGCCCCCGCGCCCCCGAGCCCGCCCUUGGCCGCCCAUUGGCGCGCGGCGCGCGGGCGGGGCCGGCGGUUCCCCGGGCGGCGGCGCGGGCGGGGCGCAGUGCCUACUUAGCACCCUCCGGAGCGCGGUCCCCGGCCUGCUCGCCAUGGACGACCACGACGUCUCCCCGGGCCCCAAGGGCUCCUUGCGGAAGUUCCUGGAGCAGCUCUCCGGGGCCGGGAAAGCCAUCGGCGUGUUGACCAGCGGCGGGGAUGCCCAAGGUAUGAACGCUGCUGUCCGAGCCGUCGUGCGCAUGGGAAUAUACGUGGGGGCCAAAGUGUACUUUAUCUUCGAGGGUUACCAGGGUAUGGUGGACGGUGGCAGCAACAUCGUGGAAGCCGACUGGGAGAGCGUCUCCAGCAUCCUGCAAGUGGGAGGGACCAUCAUUGGCAGCGCCCGCUGCAAGGACUUCCGUUCUCGAGAAGGCCGCCUGAAGGCUGCUCGUAACCUGGUCCAGCUGGGCAUCACCAACCUGUGUGUGAUCGGCGGGGAUGGGAGUCUCACCGGGGCCAACAUCUUCCGGAAGGAGUGGAGCGGGCUGCUGGAGGAGCUGGCCCGGGAGGGCACGAUCGACGCGGAGGAGGUCGAGAAGCACGGGCAUCUCAACGUGGUGGGCAUGGUGGGCUCCAUCGACAACGACUUCUGCGGCACCGACAUGACCAUCGGCGCCGACUCGGCCCUGCACCGCAUCAUCGAGGUCGUGGACGCCAUCAUGACCACUGCCCAGAGCCACCAGAGAACCUUUGUCCUGGAGGUUAUGGGGAGGCACUGCGGGUACCUGGCCCUGGCGAGCGCCUUGGCCUGCGGGGCCGACUGGGUGUUCCUUCCAGAAUCUCCGCCAGAAGAAGGUUGGCAGGAAAACAUGUGCAUCAAACUCUCAGAGAACCGCGCCCGGAAAAAAAGACUGAACAUCAUCAUUGUGGCCGAAGGAGCCAUUGACACCCAAAACAAACCCAUCACCUCUGAGCAAAUCAAGGAGCUCGUGGUCACGCAGCUGGGUUACGACACGCGGGUGACCAUCCUCGGACACGUGCAGAGAGGCGGGACGCCUUCAGCCUUUGACAGGAUCUUGGCCAGCCGCAUGGGGGUGGAGGCCGUGGUCGCCCUCCUCCAGGCCACGCCCGAGACCCCGGCCUGCGUGGUGUCGCUGAGCGGGAACCAGGCGGUGCGGCUGCCGCUGAUGGAGUGCGUGCAGAUGACCCAGGAUGUACAAAAGGCGAUGGACGAGAGGAGAUUUAAGGACGCUGUGCAACUCCGAGGAAGGAGCUUUGAGAACAACCUGAACACCUACAAGCGGCUCGCCAUCAAGCUGCCGGACUCCCAGAUCCCCAAGAGCAACUGCAACGUGUGCGUCGUGAAUGUGGGCGCGCCCGCCGCCGGCAUGAACGCAGCCGUGCGCGCCGCUGUGCGCGUGGGCAUCUCCGAGGGACACAAGAUGUUCGCCGUGUACGACGGCUUCGAGGGCUUCGCCAAAGGCCAGAUAAAGGAAAUUGGCUGGGCGGACGUCGGCGGCUGGACCGGCCAAGGCGGCUCCAUUCUGGGGACCAAACGCACCCUCCCGGGGAAGUACCUGGAGGACAUCGCCGCCCAGAUGCACACCCACAGCAUCAACGCGCUCCUGAUCAUCGGCGGAUUCGAGGCCUACCUGGGGCUGCUGGAGCUGUCGGCCGCCCGGGGGAAGCACGAGGAGUUCUGCGUCCCCAUGGUCAUGGUCCCCGCCACCGUCUCCAACAACGUGCCAGGCUCCGACUUCAGCAUCGGGGCAGACACCGCCCUCAACACCAUCACUGACGCUUUCCACAGCUCGCUGAUGCUGUUGAAGGAGCGUGACAGCUACCCUGAGUUUUGCAUCCCCAUUUGUGUCGUGCCGGCCACCAUUAGCAACGGUGUCCCAGGCACGGACCUGAGCGUGGGCUUUGACACAAGCCUAAAUGUUAUCGUGGGGACAUGUGACCGCAUCAAGCAGUCGGCCAGCGGGACCAAGCGCCGCGUCUUCAUCAUCGAGACCAUGGGCGGCUACUGCGGCUACCUGGCCAACAUGGGGGGACUGGCCGCUGGCGCCGACGCCGCCUACAUCUUCGAGGAGCCCUUCGACAUCCGGGACCUGCAGUCCAACGUGGAGCACCUGACGGAGAAGAUGAAGACCACCAUCCAGAGGGGACUGGUGCUCAGGAACGAGAGCUGCAGCGAGAACUACACCACCGACUUCAUCUACCAGCUGUACUCGGAGGAGGGCAAGGGGGUGUUUGACUGCAGGAAGAACGUGCUGGGCCACAUGCAGCAGGGUGGGGCGCCUUCACCGUUUGAUAGAAACUUUGGAACCAAAAUUGCCACCAGAGCCAUGCAGUGGGUCAGCACCAAGCUGAAGGAGUCCCCGGGGAGAGGAAAGAGGUUUGUGAGCGACGAUUCCGUGUGCGUGCUGGGAAUAAGCAAAAGAAACCUGCUCUUCCAGCCCGUGGCGCAGCUGAAGGAGGAGACGGACUUCGAGCACAGGAUCCCCAAGGAGCAGUGGUGGCUGAAGCUGCGGCCCCUCAUGAAGAUCCUGGCCAAGUACGAGGCCAGCUUCGAGGUGUCGGACGUGUGCCAGCUGGAGCCCGUGCGGCACCGCGGCCCCGAGGAGCAGGCUGCCAUCUAGAUGCCCGCCCGCCCGCCUACGCGCCUGUUUUGUAGCCUCUAAGUUAUUUAUGAACACUGUGUGCAGCCCUGCCCCCGCCCGUGGCUGUGCUCUCCGCUGCCUCCUGCUUCCUGGCCUGCGGCUCCCGCAGAAUUAAACGUUUGCUAAAAACCAA